AUGUCUAUCGCUACCGAGCCGUCCUCGCCUUCUCUCAGGCAGCUCGUCAACAAACGUAUUGUCGUUGUAGGCGGAUCGUCAGGUAUCGGCUUCGCCGUGGCGCAGUCCUCUCUCGAACAAGGUGCAAUCGUCGUAAUCGCCUCUAGCAACGAGGCCAAGAUCCAAACGGCAGUCCAGAAGCUCAUCCAGGCGAACAACGCUUUUGCGGGAAAGAUCGAUGGGUUGGUCGUGGAUGCGACGCAGCCUGAUUCGAUCCGGGCGCUGAUGGACAAGAUUGGCAAGUUCGACCAUCUUGUCUGGACCGCUGGGGAUGCGGUCGGCAUGCCCAACUUCCUCACUGACGACCUGGUCGCCGGUGCUGCCCGUCCCGAUCUCCGUCUGCUCGCACCUGCGAUCGCUGUUCAGCAUGUGUUCAAUAAUAAGCUGUUCAACGAGGGCGGCAGCGUGACACUCACGACCGGGUAUAUCGCACAGAAGGCGAUUAAAGGGUGGACAAUGGCUAUUGCGGGCGCUGGCUCGAUCGUUUCGUUCACCCGUGGAUUGGCUCUGGAAGUCGCUCCCAUCAGAGUGAAUGCCGUCGCUCCCGGCUCUGUCCACACCGAGAUGUGGGAGGCCGCCAGUCCGCAAGUCGUCGAGUAUCUGAAGCAAAGCGCCAUCAACUCCUCGCCGCUCAAGCAUUGCGGUCAGCCCGAGGAAUGCGCCGAGGCGUACUUAUUCCUCAUGAAGUGCCCCAUGAUGACAGGGAGCACCGUGUAUGUGGAGAGUGGUGCUCUCCUCUUGUAA
Molecule: messenger RNA, 783 nt
Organism: Dacryopinax primogenitus
Lineage: Eukaryota; Fungi; Basidiomycota; Dacrymycetes; Dacrymycetales; Dacrymycetaceae
Product: NADP-binding protein
Exons: 6
Coding region: 1-783 (260 amino acids)
Molecular function (GO): oxidoreductase activity
Source: RefSeq, a predicted model, not a curated record